CUCACCUAUGUUCGGAAACAUGUCUUCGGCUCACAAGCGCGCGUGCUACAAGUGUGGCGAGUUGGGUCACCAGGCCGAUGGCUGCCCAGCUCCCGCCCGUCUCUGCUACAACUGGCAAGCAGCCCCCACGAGUCGAACGAGUGCCCCCUGCCCCGCACCACCAAGUCCAAGCAGUGCUACCACUGCCAGGGUGUUGGCCACGUCCAGGCUGAGUGCCCUACCAUGCGCCUGAACGGCGGCCCCGGCGGUCCUCACAACCGCUGCUACACCUGCGGACAGCCCAACCACAUUGCCCGCAACUGCCCUAGCGCUCAGGGCGGCAUGGCCCCCGGCCCCAUGCCCGGCCGUGGUGGCUUCGGUCCUGCCCGUGGCGGCUUCCACCCCGGCGGCGCCCGCCACGCCACCUGCUACAAGUGCGGUGGCCCCAACCACUACGCUCGCGACUGCCAGGCUCAGGCUAUGAAGUGCUACGCCUGCGGCAAGCUCGGCCACAUCUCGCGCGACUGCACCGCUCCCAACGGCGGUCCCCUCAACACUGCUGGCAAGACCUGCUACCAGUGCGGUGAGGCUGGCCACAUUUCCCGGGACUGCCCCAAGCGCAACGGUGCUAACGGUGCCGACGCCCCCGAGGUUGACCUUGGAAACCCCCAGGUUGCGCAGGCUCCUGCUCCCGGUGCCCCCCUUGCUUAA
Messenger RNA from Podospora anserina S mat+, 690 nucleotides. RefSeq lists its product as uncharacterized. The transcript is spliced from 4 exons. The record is from RefSeq and is a predicted model, not a curated record. Gene Ontology annotation, molecular function: mRNA binding; translation regulator activity; single-stranded RNA binding. Lineage: Eukaryota; Fungi; Ascomycota; Sordariomycetes; Sordariales; Podosporaceae. Gene Ontology annotation, biological process: positive regulation of cytoplasmic translation. The annotation marks the transcript as partial. Gene Ontology annotation, cellular component: cytoplasm.